This is a messenger RNA of Eimeria necatrix, 1815 nucleotides long. RefSeq names its product thioredoxin, putative. The record is from RefSeq and is a predicted model, not a curated record. Gene Ontology annotation, cellular component: endoplasmic reticulum. Gene Ontology annotation, molecular function: protein disulfide isomerase activity. The coding region runs from base 1 to 1815 and encodes 604 amino acids. NCBI's taxonomy places the organism in Eukaryota, Apicomplexa, Conoidasida, Eucoccidiorida, Eimeriidae. The transcript has a single exon. Gene Ontology annotation, biological process: response to endoplasmic reticulum stress; protein folding.
AUGGUGAUGUUCUCUAAAGCUGGCGUCUGGCCCGCGGGUCCCAGACGAGCGAAGACAGCGCCGUCGUUGGUGCUGCUGGCAACGGCCUUCUUCCUGGCUGCUUGCUGCAUUAUUGUGAGCGUCUUCGCAUCUGAAGAAGGCGCGCAAUCCGAGCAGAGUGUGUAUCGCGAGGAGCAGAAGGAAACGGCUGCGGCGGAGGAGAAGGCUGGAGCGGAGGGCGGGGUGGUGGCCCUCAAUGGCGAAACAUUCAACAGCUUCAUCGCGGCGCACUCGCUGGCGCUGGUGAUGUUCUACGCGCCCUGGUGCUACUGGUCUCGCUCUGCACUGCCCGAGCUAGACGCUGUGUCCAAACUGCUGUCGCACCACAGCCCCCCGGUGGUGGGCGCGAAGGUCGACUGCACUGACAACGAAGACCUUUGCAACCAAGAGUACAUCCGAGAGUACCCGACGAUCCGGCUCUACGUGGAGGGGGUGGGCCAUUUGUACGAAGGCAGGCGCUACAGGACGCACAUGGUGCACUGGGUGGACUUGAAGGUGGACCGCGACAAGCAAGUGGCCUCGCCAGCCCACUUGGACGAACUCGUGAACAGCAGCCGCAGCAGCGAAGACGGGCACGUGGUGGUGGUUGCGGCCUUCCCCCCGCACUACAACCGCGGGAGCUUCCAGGCCGUCGCCAGGGCCUUUGGGGAGGAAGUUUUGUUUGCAGACACAACAGAUCCGGAGCUCGCGACUCGACUGGUGGACUCCCACGUGCUGCCUCGCCUGCCCGAGGAGGAGAGGGGAAAAACUGAGACCACGCGGCAGCUGAAGCCUCCCUUUGUGGUGGUCUUCACUCCUCACAAGGGCGAAGUGGGGGUGCACAUUUACAAAGGUUCUGUAGACGAAGUGAACGCGCUGCGCUCCUUCAUCCGCCAGUGGCUCUUCCCCGGGGUUUCCGUCUUCGACUCGGACAGCAUCGGCAGCAGCUUUUUCAGCGACCCCCGCCCCAAGCUCAUGCUGCUGCUGGACUCGAGCAAACACGAGGCCACGCUGAAGGAAGUCGAGAAGACAGACUCCAAGGACCCUCUCCUGGCUGCCUUCCGCGCCGUCGCCGAGAGGAACCGGGCCUCUGUGGCUGCGGCUGUCUCGGGAAACAGCAAAAACUUCGAAAAGCAGCUCAUGAGCCUCUUGGGAGUUGAAGACGAGACGCUGCCUCAAGUGCGCGUCAUGCGGGUCAGCCACAACACAGAGGGGCCCCAGCACCCUGCGAAGAAGUUCCGGCCUGCCUCCCCUUUGCCCACAGCUUCCGAGGGCAAGGAGGCUGUGGAGCAGGCCUUGCAGGCCUUUGUUUCCGCAGUGCUUUCGCAGCAGCUUUCUCCGUACUUCAGGUCUGAGACCCCCCCCGAGGUGCCGGAGCCGCGGGGGAAAGUUCGGACCCUGGUGGCUUCCACAUUUGCAACUGAGGUGCGGAAAGAGCCAAAUGUACUUGUCGAGUUUUACGCUCCUUGGUGCGGGUUCUGCCGGAAAAUGGAGCCUGCCUACAAAGAACUGGCCAAGAGAGUCGCGGGGGUCUCUGGGCUGGUCAUUGCGCGCAUUGACGCCACGCGAAACGAAGUCGAAGGGGUGGUUAUUGCUGGGUACCCGACCCUUUACCUUUACAGGAAGGGGGAUAAAGAGCCCGUGCUGUAUACGGGGGACAGAAGCACGCGAGAUAUGCUGAAGUGGCUCAGUAUUCGCGUUCGAGGCAUUGCGCGCUUUGACGCAGAAGAGUUGAUGGCGAAAGACUUGUUGGGUUCGACUGGGAGCGGUCCCGCCUCAGUCCUUGAGGAACUUUAG